Messenger RNA from Hipposideros armiger (great roundleaf bat), 5594 nucleotides. RefSeq names its product SUMO specific peptidase 5 (gene SENP5). Gene Ontology annotation, cellular component: nucleus. The transcript is spliced from 10 exons. The record is from RefSeq and is a predicted model, not a curated record. Bases 191 to 2452 code for a protein of 753 amino acids. Gene Ontology annotation, biological process: proteolysis; protein desumoylation. Gene Ontology annotation, molecular function: deSUMOylase activity. NCBI's taxonomy places the organism in Eukaryota, Metazoa, Chordata, Mammalia, Chiroptera, Hipposideridae.
GGCUGCAAAGGAAGCUGGGCGGCCGUGGCUGCCGUGUGCAGGCCGGACACCUCUUUGCUGACGAGUCUUCCCCUGGAGCUGGCGAAGGCGGGGCCGCAGCUGGAGCUGCCGCAGUUUCUGGGCCCGCGGCGGGGCAGGUGAGGGCAGCCAGGGGCGGAGCUACAUCCAGAUCUCAGUAUGCAUCAGAAAAAUGAAAAAACAGAAGAAAACUCUAUGGAGGAAAGGAAUCCGCAUAGCCUUUUCUGAGAAAUGGAAUACUGGGUUUGGAGGCUUUAAGAAGUUCUACUUCCACCAGCACUUGUGCAUUCUGAAAGCCAAGUUGGGAAGGCCAGUUACUUGGAGCAGGCAGUUGAGGCAUUUCCAGUGUAGAAAGAAGGCCCUUCAAAUCCAGAAAACGUGGAUCCAGGAUGAACCGUUUUUUGCUAAGACAAAGUCCAAUGUGGCUGCUGAAAAUGUUAAUACUUUGCCCUCUAAAGUGAAAAGAAAAGGCACUAAACACUUCAUUUCCUCCUCAAGGACACUUCUGAAACUCCAGGCAGAGAAGUUGCUGUCAUCAGCAGAGAACUCUGACCAUGAAUAUUGCGGAGAGAAAAGUCUCUUGAAGGCAGUUGCUGACUUACCAGCAAAUAGUGUUUUAGGUCAGGCCAUUGGUCACAGACCGAGGACAGAGCUGCAAGCUUCUGACUUUCCCAUGAAGUUCAAUGGGGAGAGCCAGAGUCCAGGUGAGAGCGGCACAAUUGUGGUCACCUUGAGCAACCAUAAGAGAAAGCGCUUUUGUUAUGGCUGCUACCAAGGGCUGGAGCACCACAGGAAUGGGGGACCCCUGACUCCAAAAAAGUUUCAACUUAACCAACAUAGAAGAAUAAAAGUAUCUCCUCUUAUGAUGUAUGAGAAAUGGUCCAUGAUUAGAUUUCGGUAUAGGAUUCUCAGAUCCCAGCACUUCAGAACAAAAAGCAAAGUUUGCAAGCUAAGAAAAGCCCAGCAAAGCUGGGUGCAGGUCACUGGGGACCAUCAAGAGACCUUUAGGGAGAACAGUGAGGGUGGCACUUGCAGCCCAUUCCCUUCCCCCGAACCUAAGGACCCUUGUCAGCAUCAACCGUACUUCCCAGAUAUGGACAGCAGUGCUGUGGUGAAGGGACAGAACUCUCAUGUGCCUGAGGGCUGCACUAAAGGAAGCCCUUUCUUGGGCAAGGAGCUUAGUUUAGAGGAAUCAUUCCCUGAUCACCAGAAUGGCAGUGCCGCAUACACCUGGGACCAGUCACCCUGUUCCUCUCCUAAGUGGGAGUGUGCAGAGCUGAUGCAUGACAUCCCUUUACCAGAACAUCAUUCUAGUAAUAUGUUUAUUUCGGAAACCGAAAGAGACGCUCUGACUCUGGGUCAGGAAAAUUGGACAAGUACUGUCAAUGAUGACAGGGUAAAACUGUCGGUGUCUGGGGCAGAGCAGUCUGUAAGUAGUGUAGAUGGGCUUGUGUCCGAAGAGACUGUUCAGAUAGAGAGCUCAUGCCAGAUGGAUGAGGAUGGAUCUCUCAAGCAGAACAUUCUUAGUUCUAAGUUGCUGGACCACCCUUACUGUAAAAGUCCCCUGGAGGCUCCUCUGACGUGCAGUGAACUCAAACUAGAAAAUCAAAUGGGAGGUGGGAAGAACAGUCAAAAAGCAUCUCCAGUGGAUGAUGAACAGCUGUCAAUCUGCCUUUCUGGAUUCCUAGAUGAGGUGAUGAAGAAGUAUGGCAGUUUGGUCCCACUCAGUGAGAAAGAUGUCCUUGGAAGAUUAAAAGAUGUCUUUAAUGAAGACUUUUCUAAUAGAAAACCAUUUAUCAAUAGGGAAAUAACAAACUAUCGGGCCAGACAUCAAAAAUGCAACUUCCGUAUCUUCUACAACAAGCACAUGCUGGACAUGGAUGACCUGGCGACGCUGGAUGGUCAGAAUUGGCUGAAUGACCAGGUCAUUAAUAUGUACGGUGAGCUGAUAAUGGAUGCAGUCCCAGACAAAGUUCACUUCUUCAACAGCUUUUUUCAUAGACAGCUGGUAACCAAAGGAUAUAAUGGAGUAAAAAGAUGGACUAAAAAGGUGGAUUUGUUUAAAAAGAGUCUUCUGUUGAUCCCUAUUCACCUGGAAGUCCACUGGUCUCUCAUUACUGUGACACUCUCUAAUCGAAUUAUUUCAUUUUAUGAUUCCCAAGGCAUUCAUUUUAAGUUUUGUGUAGAGAACAUAAGAAAGUAUUUGCUGACUGAAGCCAGAGAAAAAAAUAGACCUGAAUUUCUUCAGGGUUGGCAGACUGCUGUUACAAAGUGUAUUCCACAACAGAAAAAUGACAGUGACUGUGGAGUCUUUGUGCUCCAGUACUGCAAGUGCCUCGCCUUAGAGCAGCCUUUCCAGUUUUCCCAAGAAGACAUGCCCCGAGUACGGAAGAGGAUUUACAAGGAGCUGUGUGAGUGCCGGCUCAUGGACUGAAACUCAGCAAGGCUGGGAAGUCUGACCAAGUUGGAGCAGAUGGUUUGUUACUUGAAUCUCCAAACACUUAUUUGAAUUUUUACAGAUAUUUCAGAUCAGUGGUAUUGGGCCACUAUUGUUACCUCAAAUUUAUUUUUAGCCCUUACUCAUUUCUCUAGCGAUCAUGUACUAUUUUUUGAUGUUCAGUUCGGUUUCAUUUUUAAUUUUAUGGAUUCCACGUGUUCCCCGCCCCCCCCAUAUUUAAUAUUUAUUAUCCAAACGCAUGCAUAUAGACAGAGCAUGCAGUGCAGAGUAUUAAAAAAAAAAAAGCCUAGUAGAUUUGGUGCAGCUUUUGAAACUUAGUUAGAUGUGAACUGAAUACAGGUUUAAAUUUUAAUCCCAGAACCUAAAAAUGAGGAAUGUUUUUGAUACAACGUAACAGAAUAGUAGGUGUUCCCUGGGCAUAAAGGGUAGCUAGGAGUGGUUCUGACGAAGCCAGUCCUGUUUUACUUUUAUCAGCAGCACCUUUCACUGACUUCCCUCUCUUGAGUCUUUGAGCUGAGUUGUAUUCCUUUUGAAGGGUGAGAAGGAAGUGGCCAUAAACUGACUGGUGUGUUCUAUUUAUGGAGGCACGCUUUUUAGCACAGUGCCUGCUUUGGAAAGAGUCGAUUAAAGUACGAGAAAAAGACAACAAUCUUGAGGAUCAGUUAUCUUAGCACGUGAGAGAUUUCACUCUUGGUUUUAAAGAAUUGAUAAUAAAUGCCUAUAUCUUAUAAAGACUUUUGCUAGAAUGUUGAAUUCCUUGGAUUUUUACAUUUUUGACCCAUUAAAAAACUUAGUAUCUACUCAACAAGUGGUCAGAUGAGAAUUCAGCCUUCUUCUAAGAGUAAUUUCCAAGUUGACACUUACCUUGUGUUGUCUGUCUCCCGUAAGAAAUUAAGAUUUGCCAAAUACCUUUCUAAGACAAACAUUCAAAACUGAAGAUUGGCUUCAGGUCUUUUGAGGUGGGUGGGGAGAAAAUAGAGAAGACUUGAUUCCUCAGAAGUACAGUAAAAAAAAAUGUUACCAGUUUUUUUCCUCUUAUUUCUUUAGUGAUCUCAGCAACAUGUAGGGCUCCUCAUUUGGUCUCUGCUUGACCAACCCUGAGGCUCUAGCACAGGAGUUCUCUUUUUGUUUCUAUGAACCUCAUCUGGGGAAAGGCAGAAGUGGCCCUAUUCUUACACUUAGCUGCAUUAGGAUUAAAGUAAUGGAUCUUGCAUCUUUAACCUGGCCUUUUGUGAUAUUUGAAAGGAAAGGUAAUGAGAUGCAUGUUAAAUUACCCAAUUAUCUUUUCCAAACCGGGUCAGGAAAAACAACAUAUAUGUAUAUAAGAAACUCAGAAGCUUGUACAGAAAAAUACCAAGUAUAAACAGCAGAAGAUACUUGGAUUUAUGCCUAGUUAGGUGUUAAAAAUAAAAAGCUAAAAUGCAGUUUGACUUGGCUGUCAGGUAAGGCUGACUGCCAGCAGUUGAAGGUGGAGUCAGACAUGUUUACAUGCAGGGUUCCUGGCCCGACAUUCCAAGCACCAACAUCAGUGUUUACAUUAUAAACAGCCCCAGCACUUUCCUACGUCCCCCAGACUCAAACUCCUUAGUAUAAAACCAGGUCAGUAUUUCUUAAUUGUGCUUCAAGUCAUUAAAAAGACUGAGAUUAGAGGCACUUUAUGCUGCUACAAAUAGGGUUGUGUCAGCAUUAGGAAAGAUGAUUUAAAGUGGGGAGGAUGUUUUCUUGAGGCUUUCAGACAUAAGUAUUGAGAAUGAGAUUUUUCAAAUGUGUAUGUGUGAUACAUUUGGGGUUUUUUUGUUGUUUUUUUUGUAGCUAUACAAAGUAGUAACUAGGCUGUUGAUUCAAAACGUCUUCUUCUUUAGAGCUCCGUAUCUCACUGAAUCAGGCAUGCAGAAAAGACAAAAAUAACUGUUCUGGCAAGAAUCUUAAUGCCCAGAGAACUGGAAGUCAGCUGUCCAAGGCAUUUCUCUUUCACUUCCAGCUUUAUGGGACACCCUGAGGUGCAUUGUUCAGCGUGCUUUAGCCUACAUGUCAAAUGUUUUAAGUCUGGUUAAUGUUUCUCUAUAUUCAUGAAACUUGGUUUUAGCACACAUAGUCACUUUCCCCUGUCUUGUGAUUAGGUAUAAACCUCUAUUUAGCCCAAGUCCUCCAUUAGAAUGGCCUUUGUCCUAAUGUUUGCAAUAACUGUUUCCUUGCAACAGACAUUUUUAAAAUAUAGUCUGGGCUGUUGGUGGAAGAGACGGGCAUUGUUUUAUGGUCACUAGCUUGGCACUGAAUUGUUGCCCACAAGGUGGGGAGACAUUAUGCUUUUGGGAUUGAGUGCAGCCCUUGUACAAACUAAAAGCUACUUAUGAUGUGCCUUCAAGUUGCCCAGUAUUCUCCCCAUCAGCAAACUUAUCAGUCUGUAGUUGCUUCUUUCCUGUGUCUUUUUUUUCCCCCUUUUGUUAAAUUUAUAGCAAUGAAUGUAGAUUUAAUUCAACUUUUAGUAAGAUCUCUCAAGAACCAUAGAGAACCAACAUUCUCUUCUUAAGGGAAAAGAAGCACUUGCUACCAAUAAUUCCCAAAUCCCUUUUUUGGUUUUGCAUUGUAUUUUCUAUUUAUCAUUGAAUACGAGUAACACUGGUCAUCUUGAAUUCAUAGUUGGAACAAAACAGUAACAGACCUAACUGGGACACAGCCAGCACCAGCCCAAGUAGAGCUGCCCUUUUUCUUUACAAUUACGGUUCACUGCUUACCUAGGCUGAGAGAGAGAACUGGGAGCUCUGGGUGGAUCAGACCCUAAGGCAAGGAAGUGUAUUGAUAGUGUGAAUUAGAUAUAUUGACUACCUGCUCUGAUUAAUUACAUUAAGAAACUGAACUAAUCAGCAGUUGUAAUGCACAUACACUUUAUGUGUUGGGCUCUGUCUCCUGGCCUGUAGACAAUUAAGACCUGGGGAAUACCAUCAGAGAAGCGCUGAUGGUAUUUGGGUAUUACAAAAGCAGCCGUAGACAAGCUGUUCACUUAAGUGGUACCUUUUGGUCAGAAAAAGAAUUUAUUUAAAGAUUGUGAUCAUGUAAAAUUACUCAAACCUUCUAGCAAAAGUAUUUUUUUGAAAAAUAAACUAAAUGCCUUUAUAAA